AAAAAAGAGAAGAAAAAAAUGUCGCAGUUGGGACCUGACCGAGACCAGUGAAGACAGAGUGUGCGUGCACUGUCACUGUGGUUGUUUGUGUGUGGGGAAGUGUGAGUAACUGCUGCAAUAUCUCUCCUUUUUAGGCAAACAAAAAAAAAGUAUAGCAAUAGGGAAGGAAACAAAGGGCAGGGCUGGUGGGAGGUUGAGCCAAAGCAUGAAACUGUUAGCCUCUUGUUCUUCUGCUUUUUCUUUUUGUUUUGAAAGAGUAAACGAUGGGGAAUUGUGGGACUAGGGAGGAAUCUGCUGGGGCUGUUGUUUCCCAUGCUCAUCAUCAAGUUCAACAGCUCCAUAUGUUAUCGGUGGGUGGUAGAAAUGGUCCGCCAGAGAGGAAGCACAGCCGUUCGGCUUCAGAUCUGAGCGAUUCCUCUUCAACAACAUCGCGCAUGGGUAUCCUUGAGGACUCGAGGAAGAAUGCCGUGCUCUACACCCAUGUCAUCGCGUUUACGCUAUUUGAGCUGGAGACCAUUACCAAGAGCUUCCGCUCUGACUACAUUCUUGGUGAGGGUGGGUUUGGAACCGUAUACAAGGGUUACAUUGAUGAGAAUGUGAGGGUUGGCCUUAAAUCUCUCCCCGUUGCUGUCAAGGUUCUCAACAAGGAGGGUCUUCAGGGCCACAGAGAAUGGCUUACGGAGGUUAACUUCCUCGGGCAGCUCAGGCAUUCCAACCUGGUGAAGUUGAUCGGAUAUUGCUGUGAGGAUGACCACAGAUUACUUGUUUAUGAGUUCAUGUUCCGAGGAAGCCUCGAGAAUCAUUUGUUCCGAAAGGCAACUGUUCCGUUAUCUUGGGCUACAAGAAUGUUGAUUGCUCUUGGGGCAGCAAAAGGGCUUGCUUUCCUUCACAAUGCUGAAAGGCCUGUUAUUUAUCGCGACUUCAAGACCUCUAAUAUAUUAUUGGACUCUGACUAUACAGCAAAGCUUUCUGAUUUUGGGCUUGCAAAAGCUGGGCCACAAGGUGAUGAGACCCAUGUAUCCACUCGGGUGAUGGGUACCUACGGUUAUGCUGCCCCUGAAUAUGUGAUGACUGGACACCUAACUGCCAGGAGUGACGUCUACAGCUUUGGAGUUGUUCUUCUAGAGCUUUUGACGGGAAGAAAAUCCGUUGACAAGACAAGGCCAAGCAGGGAACAGAGUUUAGUGGAUUGGGCCCGGCCCAAACUGAACGACAAGAGAAAGAUGUUGCAAAUUAUAGAUCCCAGGCUAGAGAACCAGUACUCAGUGAGGGCAGCACAGAAAGCAUGCAGCUUGGCAUACUACUGCCUUAGCCAAAACCCCAAAGCAAGGCCCUUAAUGAGUGAUGUGGUUGAGACUUUAGAGCCUCUACAAAGUAGUAGUGGUGCGGCAAAUGAAGUCUCAUCUUCAUCAUCAUCAUCAAUAGUUGGUGAGACAUUUUCCAUGGGGGGAAUUACAGAUUACCAAAUGCGUCGCAGGUUUGCUGGCAAUGUUGGUGCUGGGGCUGUUUGUCGCUCUCCUAACCCUAAUUGUUCCCCUGGUCCUCCUGCAUGCCGUGUUAGAUGAGAAAUGGUGCAUAUUUUUGUUUUUUUUGAGCCUUCUGGUUGACUUUUUGUCGAUUUCGUCUUUGCUCCACUCUCUUUGGAAAUGCUGUAAUUUGCUUGUUAAAACAUGGUGCAUUUGCUACCUGGUGUAAAUGGUAAUGAUGAUUCUGAAGCUGUGGGGAUUAUUUCAAUAGAGACGAUGGUACUCAAUAUUUGUGGUGGUAACUUGUUCGUUUAAAUACGAUGUUAAUUACGUAUCA
Rhododendron vialii is the source of this 1803-nucleotide messenger RNA. Its product is annotated as probable serine/threonine-protein kinase PBL8. Gene Ontology annotation, molecular function: protein kinase activity; ATP binding. Gene Ontology annotation, biological process: protein phosphorylation. The record is from RefSeq and is a predicted model, not a curated record. NCBI's taxonomy places the organism in Eukaryota, Viridiplantae, Streptophyta, Magnoliopsida, Ericales, Ericaceae. Bases 264 to 1565 code for a protein of 433 amino acids. The transcript is spliced from 6 exons.